GUUCACCCUGACCUUAGUUGUCAGCUUCAGUUCCCCUCCAUCGGACCCCUCUGUGCUUGUGUCAUCCCUUCUGUUCAGUCGUAUCGGCGCCCCCGAGAACGUACCCCGCAUAUGACAAAGCACACCAUGCUGCCCCCACCGCCAUGACCUCGCGAGAAGAUAGUGUCCUGGCCGCCAGAGACCCGUCUCUCGCUGACGAGAACGACUGGGAAGAGUUCAGCCUGUCGGAGGUGCGUGUCCUGGUGCCGGGCAAAUCCCGCUAUGCGAAUCUGUUGACGGCCUCGCCGGACAAUCCGGUCCAGGUGACGGGGUGUUUGGAUGAGGUGGAAGAGGAGCAGGAGAGUUUGAUUCUUGAUCCAGAGUACCUUAGUAAACGCAUUGUUCUCGAAAACGUGACGCAUUUUGCCUAUGGGCAGCAUAAUGAUGGCGAGGUCGGGUUCUGGGUUGCUGGACGGGCGGGCUGGUUCUCGAUAUCUCCGGCCAAGGGGUAUAAGCCUAUGUUUAAUGAUGUGGUGGAGGCGAUUGAUUUGUUGUAUUUUUUGGCGGAUCGGCAUCAGUCGAAGCGGAAGAGGAGGAAUUGGAAUCCGAGUGUGGAGUAUUUGUGUGAAGAGUAUGUGAGCCAUACGCACGGCAUCUGCGAGGAUGCGGAUGAUUCCGCCGAGGUGUUCUAUAAACACCAUCAUUUCCUGUUAUCGCGGAUGUUCAAAGGAGAGGAGAAUUCGCAGUGGACGAGUACGAAUAUCUUUGAGCAUCUGUGUGAAAAGUUUCCGGAUGAUUACGCGCAGAUCAAAGCCCAGUAUGAGAGCGUGAAGGAGGUCGAGUCGGAAGAAGAACCAGAGGAGGAAGAGGAAGAGGAGAAAGAAGAGGAGACGUCACAUGAAGCUGACCCAACUGGGUUGUCCAAGGGCCAGGCGGAUGCCAUUUACCAGGUCAUUCUCGAUCUGAAAGAAGCAGGAUACCUGGCCAAGCGCCAACUGACUCUUGACCUUCUCACCUCUACUCUGGUUGAUCGCUUCGAAAUCGAUAGUGCCGAAUAUGCACACGACCUCGUUGCCUCGCGAGCUGACGCCAUACUGGAGUUGAUGGACGAGGCAAAAACGUAUAAUUUUGACUGGUCCCGCAAGGUCAUCUACCGGGAGCUGAAAGCUGCGGGCAGGAAGAACCGCGUCCAGCAAGUCACCCUCACUCCGCUCCGGCCUCGUCCGUCUGAGAAUGAUGGCUCAUCCGGGGAAGAGAGCGAACACGAAGACCAUCCCCGGCUGCUCAGACGUCGGGUCCGCAAGUCCGUCCUGCGACCGAAAAGUUCCGUUGCUACGAAACGGACUGGCAAACGAACGCGGAGCGCGGCUGCGGAUAUGGACGAUGACUCGGAUGAGAACGCUGAUGCAGUGGAUGAAUUUGAGACUCCAAGCAAGGUCCGCGGCCAUGAUCUCGUCCGUGAUCCCUUGUCGACCCGCGCAAAGCGCCGGACUCGGUCGAUCCUUUCCGACUCGGUUUCUACCUAUCACAAGACACCACUGCAGGAGACUCUUCAAAGCCGGAAUACGUCUGUGUCCGUGGCAGAUCACGAUACCAAUGCGGAUGCCUCUGAGCUGGAAGCUCCCCAUGACGAUGGCAUAUUGUCGGACACUUGGGUGUGUCAGGUCCGCGGAUGCGGAAAGGUCAUUCAUAAGAGCAAUUCCAAGCGCGGCAAAGAGAUGAUUCAAGAUCAUUCUCUGGCGCAUGCGGACGAUACAAAAGCCAAGAUCGAUCUGGUCUUUGCCGAGCAAAAACUUAACAUUGGGCUUCCUGUGGAUAACCUCCUCACUCGCAUCCGGGAGAUGGGCGCGUUCGAUACGGAGCUGGCCGUGGACGCAGCUAAUGGGACUAAUGGAAUUAGCACAUGAUGAGCAUAGAUGACAAACGAGAUAUGAUAGACAGCACUGCUGCGAAGAUAUGAGUGCAGACUGCUAGGCGCGAUAGCCCACAGCACCACAGCACCACAGCCACAGCCAGAGCCAAGGAUCAAAUGGAGGCGGCGUGCUCGGGAUGGCGUUGAGGAUGAUACAUGGGCGGAUUACUGGCAUGAUGUGAUACCACGAUACCACUACAGAUAAACAGCCCAUCAUGAUUAACAAUAUACAAAUAACUGUCUAUGCUUUUAACCCAAC
Messenger RNA from Aspergillus ibericus CBS 121593, 2150 nucleotides. RefSeq lists its product as uncharacterized. Lineage: Eukaryota; Fungi; Ascomycota; Eurotiomycetes; Eurotiales; Aspergillaceae. The coding region runs from base 144 to 1886 and encodes 580 amino acids. The record is from RefSeq and is a predicted model, not a curated record. The transcript has 5 exons.